AUGCUCAUGGCACUAGCCAGUUAUAGCGAGCCUCACGGAAUUACUGCUAUGAAAACCAUCUUCCAACGACGAGGAGAUGGAAUCGAAAUUCCCGAAGAAGUCGACCAAGCAGCAGUCAGGAAUAAGUCUCAAGCAUUCAGAGUUAUGGACUUGCUUUUGGAGUAUGCGGGGGAAAAGCCUGCCAAUAUCCGAAAGGGUGGUCGUGGUAUCAACGAUGCAUAA
Messenger RNA from Penicillium angulare, 222 nucleotides. RefSeq lists its product as uncharacterized. The record is from RefSeq and is a predicted model, not a curated record. NCBI's taxonomy places the organism in Eukaryota, Fungi, Ascomycota, Eurotiomycetes, Eurotiales, Aspergillaceae. Bases 1 to 222 code for a protein of 73 amino acids. The transcript has 2 exons.